CAGUGAAAGUGAUUGACAAGAAAAGAGCCAAAAAGGACACCUAUGUCACCAAGAACCUGCGGCGGGAAGGACAGAUCCAGCAAAUGAUCCGCCACCCCAAUAUUGCCCAGCUGCUGGAUAUACUGGAAACCGAGAACAGCUACUACCUGGUCAUGGAGCUGUGCCCUGGUGGCAACCUGAUGCACAAGAUCUAUGAGAAGAAGAGGCUGGAGGAGCAUGAAGCCCGCAAAUACAUCCGGCAGCUCAUCCUGGCAGUGGAGCACCUUCACCGGGCGGGAGUCGUGCACAGAGACUUGAAGAUAGAAAAUCUGCUGCUAGAUGAAGACAACAAUAUCAAGCUUAUUGACUUUGGAUUGAGCAACUGUGCAGGAAUCUUGGGUUAUUCUGAUCCCUUCAGCACCCAGUGUGGGAGCCCAGCAUAUGCAGCCCCUGAACUUCUGGCAAGGAAGAAAUACGGGCCCAAAAUAGACGUUUGGUCCAUUGGGGUGAACAUGUAUGCCAUGCUGACUGGAACAUUACCCUUUACUGUGGAGCCAUUCAGCUUGAGAGCCUUAUACCAAAAAAUGGUGGACAAAGAAAUGAACCCCUUUCCCACCCAGCUCUCCUCAGCGGCCAUCACCUUCCUGCGCUCCCUGCUGGAGCCAGACCCCGCAAAGAGACCAAACAUCCAGCAGGCCCUGGCAAACCGAUGGCUCAACGAGAACUACCCCGGGAGAGCGCCGCCCAAUGUCACCUAUCCAAACAGGAUUCACCUGGAGGACCUCAGCCAGAGCGUGCUGCUGCACAUGACUGAGAAGCUGGGCUACAAGAACAGCGAUGUCAUCAACACUGUGCUCUCCAACAGGGCCAGCCACACGCUGGCCAUCUACUUCCUGCUCAACAAGAAGCUGGAGCGCUACCUGGCCAGCCUCAGGAAGGCUGAAGGCCAGGACAGUAUUUGCCACAAGAACCAGCUGUACCAGAUAGAAAAAUACAAGGCAAAUAAAGACUCCUAUGAGAUCCAGAACACCAAGGCUCUGCUGAAGGACCGGAAAGUCGCCAAGCCCGGGGGUCCGGAGAAAGACUCCGGCGGCGGCGUCAGCCCUUUCCACGAGCCCCUGGCAGCCAAGACAGGCUGUGUCACCUCCAGCUCCCUGGAAUACCUGGAGGUCCAGCAGCCGCCCCCCAGGACCCCCCGGCUCCUCAAGAGGCAGGAGUCUCCCCAGCCAGAGCCGUCCCGGAUCGGGGGCCGGCCAAGGGACUCCCCUCUCAUCCUGAAUAUUGUGCACUCCUUCGAGUCAGUUGACAGAGAGGACCAAAUAGACCAGGUUUCCCCCUCUCACCAGUACAGAAUUUUAGGCUCUCCAAUGAAUUUCCCUUACAAAAGCUCAAGUGAAAGGACACUGUCCCCGCUCUUUCCCCCAGGGAGCACGUCUCCCGUCCACCCCACCCAGGUCUCUUUCACGUAUGAGGAGAAGGCGUAUCCAGCCAAGGAAGAAGCAGUGUCCCCUACUCAGCUGGCCCCCAGCAACCCCCUGGGCAGCCCAAACUGUGUGAAAAGCAGGGGCAGGUUCCCCAUGAUGGGGAUCGGACAGAUGCUGCGGAAGAGGAACCAGACCAUGCAGUCGGCGAGCGAAAAGCCCCUGGAAGCCAGGAUGCCUCAGCUGCAGCAGAUGAGCCCCACACAGAUCUCCUUCAACACAGAGGCUGUCAGUGGCCAGUGUUAGUCUGACAUCCUGGGAUUUGCACUGCUCUUCUCUGGGAUCCGAGAUUCUUUUUCUCCUUUAAUCAAGAAGGGAAAGCCAGAGGCGUGUUGCUGUCACUGCGUGAUACCCUGUGGUGGUGCAGCGUAGGAAAUCGGAGGUUUGUUUGCAAGGAAGGCGUUGUCCUACAUAUUAAAGUUGAAAGGAAAGGGCUCUGCUUGUGCUGUUAAGAAAUACUCGCAUUUGGCAUCUGACUGUACAGUAAAACAUCCUGCAAGAGCUGCGUGAAUCUGUAUUUUCACUGCUCUCACCUGGCGCGGCAGCGAGGUUGGUUGGAAGAACCGCGAGCACCGAGGGUUUGGUUCCUCCAGGAAAGCAGUGGUGCCACGGAUGCCGGGCCAGGAUCUGUGGUGAGACUGUCCCUGCUCCACCUGCCUGUGCCACACAGCACGUGGUGCUGCUGCAGGCAUUGCUCCUGGGGCAGGCAAGGGGGAAAACCCCAGGUACUCUGUCCAAAGUGAGCUUGCUGACAAGCCCUGCCGAGAAGAUGGAGGUGGUAGAAGCUUGAAUAAAGACACGAGCGGUCUGAUUCAGAGGAAGUGGGAAUAUUGGAAUUCAAGGCAGAUUUUACUGUUAAUUACAUAAAGUAGGUAAUAACACAGUCAUUUUUUUUCAUAAGGAAAACUGUGAUUUAAUCAUGUCACAAGAAACAUGGUUAUUUAAAAACAAGUGGCAUCACGUGGAAAUCCACUGCAUUAAAGGCCAGCUCCUUUCAUAUGAGGGGUCUGCAAGCAGCUGCUUCAAACAGGAAUCCAGAUUGCAGCAGGCUGUGUGUUUAAACAAUCAGCCAGCACCUGCAUUAGCCCCUGCUACAUCAAGGCAGCAUUGGACACACCUGAAGGCUUCUUUCAGACUGCAGUGAAUUAAAAAGACUAAUAAAGGACACAUGAACCUGUACCAAGUCCAUUUUAUACUCCAAGAUUGGUAAUGUAGUGGUUACCAAAAACUGGGUGGGUAUUGUUACGAGCAGUGAAGAUUAACUUUCUUAAAAGACACCAUGUUCUGUAUACCAGUCUUGCUUUUCUAAGUAAAUGAUACAUCUGAGAGGUUGACAACAUUUUUUUGGUUCUGUUUCUGUCCUCAAACCAUUUCCUAUAAAUCAGAAGGUUUAGCCAAAGACAAAGUCUGCUCUUUUCUCUAGUCUGUACCACCCCUGUGUACGUGUUUGUGUCCUCAGAGCAUCUCAGUAAAGCUUGUUCCAGCCUGGUUCCCCCAUGGGCAGCCCUGGCCCACACUGCUCCCUCCACUGAACGUCAUUUCAAAACCCAGGGAGCAGAGGUGGCGUCUUCUUGCCGUUGGGAUUUUGCCACUGGUAGGAAUCCAGGCCCUGUUUUCAUCCAGACUUUUACAGACAAUUUCAUUGCCCCGUCGGUGUCCAUCCUUACCCCUGUUUGGGAAGUUUUCCUUCCAGUUUCAUGAGCAGGAUCCUGGGUCAGGAGGGGCAGCAGAGGCAGGGGAGAAGGUUCCCAGCAGAGCCCAUAGCUGAGCCUUUGUUCCUGCUUUGCAGCACAGCACAAGCCCAGCACCAAAAUCUGCAGGAGAAAAUGGGCAUUUAUCCAAAUACUGACAGAUAACUGGGCUGCUCAGUGCUGCCAAAACCAGCAGAGUGAUGCCUAGAGCACCCAUCUCAUCCCUGCAGGUGGGACCUUCCCUUAGCACUGGAGAGUCCGUGUGCAUCUUGGACCCUUCAGUGGAGUGAGGACUCCCACCUCUGAGGGAGCUGUGCUGCCUGUAAAAUAAUACACAUGGAAGUCCCCAAUCUGAUGAGAAAAGACAGCUCUGGAAUAAUUUUACCCAUUUUCACAUGGAGAAGUGUUUCAUUGUUUGUAGAGAGCACCUGUGCAUCCCAGGGGGCCAUUUUAACUCCUUCAUUUAUAAACAUCAGAGCAUUUUCAUUCUCUUCAUGCUAAGAACACGUUUGUGCUGGCAAGCCAGUGGGCAGGGACCACUGAAAUCAGGGAUCACUGGAAUCAGGGACCACUGAAAUCCCCUCCUUUGUGUGCACCAGACUCACAUACCCGAACAGAUGGCAGAUGCUGACUUGAAUUACAAACUCAGGUUUAUUUGGAACCCAAUAAAAGGUUGGGGGAGGCAGGAAAGAGACAUGUUUUGGUUGGGAUUUGUUUUUGUUGUGUUGUUUUGGGUUUUUUUUCGUGGAAGCACAGGAAAUAUGUGUAAGAAUCAGAAUGAAAACAAAUAUUAAAUCUUUUAUUAUAUUUAUAGAGAAUAUAUGAGUACUACACCGCUAAAACAUAACCAUGUAUUAUUCGUCAUAGUCAGUAGCUAUGUACAGUCCAGCUGCAGUGACCACAGGAGGGACCAACUGAAUAUCAUAGUGGAAAUUCCAGGGGGGAAAAGCUGUAUUUGGUAUCAUUAUUAAACACAUGUACUUUUUGAACAAGA
This is a messenger RNA of Cyanistes caeruleus (blue tit), 4145 nucleotides long. The record is from RefSeq and is a predicted model, not a curated record. NCBI's taxonomy places the organism in Eukaryota, Metazoa, Chordata, Aves, Passeriformes, Paridae.